GACGGCUCUGUGGAAGAGGAUUUCUGGCACAGUGGGGAUAUGAAGGUACCGAGGCCGGAGAACAUACAGCAGACGUGCGUGGAAACGCUUGUCGCUAAUGUUUAGAGGACUCUGAUUUUAUCUCGGACUGACACCGAACACAUUCUUUGCGCGGAACGGAACGCGUUUUGAGGUUCCGAUCUUGCUCUCGCGCGCGGAGUUCUGCAAGAUCCGUGGAGAGACCGAGGGCAUUUCGUCCCUGUUCAGCAGCGCCGGUUCGGCCUGUGCGCUCAGAGAGUGCGUAAAAAUAACAUUGGCUAAGACGCGCUCCAUUCCGCGGGCGCGCUGACAUUUCAAACGUCCGCUUGCGAGGCAGCCGGCAACAAAACCCGAGCAGGCUGUGGAAACGGUGCCAUCCCAUCCUAUCCGGUUGUCAUGGUGACCCGCCGACAGCUUCGCUAGAGGAAAGUACGACGAGGAUAAGAUUCUGAAGCGCACUUGGCAAGCCUCACCUGAGCGAGUAUACCUGAAAAACAGCCCAUGUCCAAUGUCAUUCCGGGCCACGCGGCCGUCUAUUAAAAGAUCUCGCUCGUGCUGUCGCUCGGACUAUUUAUGCGCGGGUGUGUGAGGGCCAACUCCACUCCGUAGACAGACAGAAGACGAGUCAUGGGCAGCAUCCCCCGCGCGCUGCCGCUGCUGUUGUUGCUCCUGUGCGCACACGGCGCCGCGGCCCAGCACAACUUACGCCUGAGGCCCUCGCCCAGCGACCAUCUGCCCGUCCCGGAACUCAGGGAGGACCCCGACCCGGAGCACGAUCCACGCGAGCAGGAUCUCUCGGAGAAGACGUUGCGCAAGAAGCUUGGCAGCCACUUCGACUCCAACUUCAUGUCCAUCCACCUGCCCGCGCAGCUGAACGCCAGCGCGCCGCCGGAGCUGCCGCGCCUGCCCAUGCCCGCCGACCUCAAGAAGCUGAACCUGACGGAGACGCCGUACGGGAGGCGUGUCAAGGUGGGCAAGAAGGCGCGGCGGAAGUUCCUGCAGUGGCUGUGGAUGUACACGCACUGUCCGGUGCUGUACAGUUGGAAGGACCUGGGCGCGCGCUUCUGGCCGCGCUACAUCAAGGAGGGGAACUGCUUCAGCGAGCGCUCGUGCUCCUUCCCCGAGGGCAUGUCCUGCAAACCGGUCAAAUCGGUGACCAAGACCUUUCUGUGGUGGUACUGCCAGGGCUUCCUCCGGCAGAAGUACUGCACGUGGAUACCGGUGCAGUACCCCAUCAUCUCCGAGUGCAAAUGCUCCUGCUGAGCAGCGCGCGCGCGCGAGAGAGAGGGCUUAUCGAUUAUGAAUGAUUGCACUGUUUACCCACGGACAGGGACGUGUGGCGCCACAUAGCGAAUCUAUUUUUUUAUACAUGCAUACACAGACACACACACACACACACACACACACACAUAUAGCUUUUUAAUUCAAAAUAUAUGACAUAUGUACAUAUUUAAGUGAGAAGAUGAUGAUGAAAAAGAAUAAUGCAGCUAUUUUUGUUAAAGGAUCAGGACCAUAUUCUCACGAGGAGCACUUCAGCUCGUGGAUAUUUUUAUGAAAUCACUGCGAAGAAACAAGAGAGAAGUUCACCUUCCUCAUUCGAACUCUGUUCAUAGAGACUGAAGAACACUAUGCCUAGAGGUUCUGUACAAAUAUUAAUAUCGGUAAUGAUGAUGAUGAUGAUUUAAAAAAAGGCUGGGCUGAAAAUGAUACACGUGAACUCAGUUUUUUUUUUUUGGAAAUCAUAUAGUAUUUUAGUAAAAAAAUAUAUAUAUGUUUUAUUUAUUGCUUUAACGGUUGUGAGUAUAGAUAAUGAGAAGAGAAUAGAAUAUACCAGAAAUUCUACUUGAAAAAUUCUAAAGAUGAAUUUAAGAGAAUAUUAAUAUUAAUGAUAAUAAUUAUAAACAUGUCUGUGUAAAUGCCAUGAUUUUAGCAAUAAAAUAUGUUAAACUUG
Carassius carassius (crucian carp) is the source of this 1969-nucleotide messenger RNA. RefSeq names its product noggin-2-like. The record is from RefSeq and is a predicted model, not a curated record. Gene Ontology annotation, biological process: negative regulation of BMP signaling pathway; dorsal/ventral pattern formation; osteoblast differentiation. The coding region runs from base 646 to 1281 and encodes 211 amino acids. NCBI's taxonomy places the organism in Eukaryota, Metazoa, Chordata, Actinopteri, Cypriniformes, Cyprinidae. The transcript has a single exon.